CUUGCUUGCUAUAAAAUGCCAUCGUAUCUUAGUGAAAAGUUAGUUUUGUUUCGUAGUUCGUUACAUCUACUUCCAUUCCGCAACCAAAUCAAUCCGAUCAUGAAAGUGUUCGUUGUUCUUUUCGCUGUAGUGGCUGUCGCCUGUGCUAUGCCUCACAGACCAGAAGGUGGAGCUGGAGCUAGUGCGGCCGCUAAUGCCAAUGCCAAUGCUGGUGCUUACGGUGGUGGUGGAUUUGGUGGUCAACCUGGAGGUCAUCAUGGUGGUGGCGGUUUCGGCGGUGGUCAUAAUGGCGGUCAUCACGGUGGUGGCGCUUUCGGUGGUGGUCAUCAUGGUCCUGGUGGCAAUUAUGGUGGUGGUCAGCGGGGUCCCGGUGGAGAUUAUGGUGGCCAUGGAGGCAGUUAUGGCGGUUCAAGUUCCAGUUCUUCUUCCUCCUCGUCUUCAAGCUCGUCCAAUUAUGGAGGUAAAUCUGAAACUUUUACGGACACCAAAUCAAGCACCUUCGGCAACGGUGUAGCAAACGCUGGCGCUAGUGCAUCUGCCGGUAGUAAAUAAAUUGAUAAUUGCUCUAACAUUCACCUCAAACUGCCCGACUUUUUACCUUUAAGCUUAUGUGAUUUAUGAAAAACUAAGUAAACAAAUAAAUAAUAAAAAAAUCAAAA
This is a messenger RNA of Zeugodacus cucurbitae (melon fly), 659 nucleotides long. Its product is annotated as holotricin-3. The transcript has a single exon. The record is from RefSeq and is a predicted model, not a curated record. The coding region runs from base 16 to 552 and encodes 178 amino acids. NCBI's taxonomy places the organism in Eukaryota, Metazoa, Arthropoda, Insecta, Diptera, Tephritidae.